Messenger RNA from Cryptococcus deneoformans JEC21, 3296 nucleotides. RefSeq lists its product as hypothetical. NCBI's taxonomy places the organism in Eukaryota, Fungi, Basidiomycota, Tremellomycetes, Tremellales, Cryptococcaceae. Gene Ontology annotation, molecular function: RNA binding; protein binding. The record is from RefSeq and is a predicted model, not a curated record. The transcript is spliced from 7 exons. Bases 10 to 3237 code for a protein of 1075 amino acids. Gene Ontology annotation, biological process: positive regulation of rRNA processing; positive regulation of transcription by RNA polymerase I. Gene Ontology annotation, cellular component: nucleolus.
UUUGCCAUAAUGGCUGAAAAUUCGCAAAUAAAGCCUCGUCCGGUAAGACAUAGGCAUAGGAACAGAAUAGCCACCGAGGGCGAUGUCUCUUCCUCCCGUUCAAAAGGCAAAGAGCGUGCCGUUGACGUUAACGGGGACGUAACCCUUGUUGACGGAGCAAAGGCUGGUAAGAAGAGGAGAAAAAGGCAGGCACCCAAUGGAUUGCCAUCUUUGCCUACAGAUGACUCAGUGGGGGGACAGGGUGAGUCAUCGACUUGCCGAGCGCCUCGGCGAAGAGAUGAUAGUGAGCACUGGGACCAUAUACCGGUCGCCCAAAAUGAGUUCACUCGUGUCCCACCAGUCUGGUCCAAAGACGGCAGGUUUUAUUUUUCUGUGGUUCACACCUCUAUCCACAUCCACUCUUCCACCUCACCAAGUUUUCCCCGUCUCUCCACUCUCUCUUCAACCCACCCCAGGGGUCACUCUAAACCCAUAACCUCCCUUCAGUUGUCCCCCAUAAAUCCCUUUCAGAUUGUAAGCUCUUCGUUGGAUGGUACUAUCAAGAUCUGGGAUUGGGUGGCUGGCAGGUUAAUCAGAACUAUUGAUUUUCAUGAACCUCAAUCCAAAGUGGACCAUGUGGCCUUUGGUCAGGUUGUUGGGAAAUGGUGGCUUUUUGCUGCUGUAACCCAUGCCAAGCAAUCAAAUUCAGGGCAAAAGUUGGCUUAUAGACUGUUGAGGACUCCUCUCGGCGGUAACUCCAAUCCUAUACUUCUUGGGAAGUUGUCCAACCGUCCUGUAUCUCUCAUUAUGUCUCCUCGAUCCACCUAUCUCGUUGCUCUUGCUGCGAACAAGGCCUAUACCUAUCGUAUGCCGACUCCCCCUUUCAAAUCCUCUGAUCCAUGGGAGGAUCGACCGACUUGUGUCAAGUUUGUGUCUGACCAGCCUUUCACUUGCGGUGCGUUUUGUCCAGAGAAAACUCUUGCGACUGCUACGGAAGAAGAUUGGUUCGCCACCGGUGAUCAAAAGGGUGUCAUCAGGCUCUGGCACGGUCUGACUCAGGCUUUCCGACAAGUCGACGCUGCUGCUUCAUUGGCUUUGGGCGGUGUUGUUGGCUCUAAUCAAGGCCCUGAAACCGAAAAGCGAUUGCCUACCACGUCGCUCCACUGGCACGCUCACGCUGUGUCCGCCAUCGCGUUUACACCUUCUGGAUCACAACUUCUUUCCGUUGGCGAAGAAUCCGUGCUCGUUCAAUGGCAUCUUGCCUCGGGCAGAAGGGAGUAUAUCCCUCGACUCGGUGGACGUCCGAUUGUCAGCCUUGCUGUCAGAAAGGCUACCGCCGCUGGAGAAGAAGAGUGGUGGAUGGCGCUCGCCGACGGUUCUGUUGUGCGAGUAGGAGCUUCUUCCAACCGAGUCGCCAGUGUCGGUCAGGGUAUUCGCCUAGACCCUUUGCGCCCGUCUUCUUCUGAUACUCCCUAUCCUCUCUCCGUUCACCCUUCCACUGGCUCACUAGUUGUCCCUUCCUCUCACCCUUCUACCAUUCAGUUCAUUGACCCUAUCGCGUCUACUGUGCUUUUCGACCUCGAGGUUGUACCCUCUAAUAGGGUAAGCAGAAGAGAGGAAAAAGAGCAUGAGCCUGUCAAGGUGGAGAAAGUUGCCUUUUCAGAUGAACAAGACGGCAAGUCGAUAUGGAUGGCUACGAUGGAAGGUCGAGAAGGUGAUGAAGGUGAAGGUGGUGGGAGAGUUAAGAAUUUGAAGAUGUGGAAGUGGAUGGAUGAUAGAUACCUUGUAAACACUCAGUUCCCUCGUCCUCACGGUACAUCGGAUAUCAGCUCUGUCACUUUUUCGCCUACGCCUUCUGCCCCCGGUACCUCCUCGAACCCCGUUUCCACCCCUGAUCCGUAUCUCCUGACUACUUCAACCGAUGGUGUUGCCAAGAUCUGGCAUGUCCGACAGUCGGGAAAGAGUGAGCAAGGCAAAGUUUCCGCCAAGAAGCCUAUAAUCGUAGAACUUUACUGGUCAUGUCGCUCGACCUUCAAUUACCGCAACCUUCCUAUCCGAGCAUCUGCCUUCUCACCUGAUGUUUCCAUUCUUGCUCUCUCUCACGGCUCUGUCGUCACUCUUUGGGAUGUUAGCAGCAACAUUUUGCUUAAGGUGCUUGACAAUGGACUUAUCUCGGAUAUAAUGACCAUCGGGUUCAUUGGCAAGGAAGGCAGGUGGUUGGUUGGAACUGGAAAAGGGAGAGGGGUGGCAGUGUGGGAUCUUCUCUCUUGUGAAGUUGCUUGGUCAUCGCCUAGCCUUGCCGCCGAUAACCUCAUUACUUCUUCUACUGCCUCAUAUUUUAUCUCUGCCUCCAACGCACCAUCAAGCACAACACUUCGAGUGUUUGCCCCCGAUUCUCCUGCUCCCCUCCGAACUAUCUCUAUCGAUACCAAAGUCACUCAGAUUGUCUCCUUGUCCCAGUCGUCUGCGUCGGAGUCAUCUUCGUCUCUACAUUUCAUCGGUAUUGCACCCUCGGGUGAGAUCUAUCGCUUUGGUGAUAUCGCGGCUGCUCUUGUGCCAGAGUCGGCCAACAGUGUCCGCCAAGCACAAGCCAAGGAGGGUCUUUCCAUUUGGCAGGAGAUGUUCGGCAAAGGUGCUUUCCUCGAAGAGCCCGAAACUGAGGAGCCCAUUACCGCCACCGCUUCUGCUCUACAGCAACGUGUAUCUGACAAGUCAGGUCGACCUGCCGACAUCUUUGAAGGUCCUAGUCAUACCAUGCCCCCUACUGGCUUGUUGUUUGACGCGUUCAUGGAUGAAUUAUUGCACGGUAACACAGCUGCGAAAGAUGAAAGAAAGGUGAAGGAAGUCACUAGGGAUGAGGCUGUAGUGUAUGAAAUGGAGGUUGACGACUCUGGUGCUGAGGAGACCAGUGCCGGCGAAAUCAAGGGCAGGGCUGUUGAAGAUGGAGAGAUCAGGGAACUCGAAGCUUUCUUCAAGGACUUGUUAUCGUCUAUUCCCCGAGCGCCCCUUACACCUGCUAGUAGAAAGCCUGACACACUUCGCAAUCGUUUGCCUUCUCACCUCACGAACCAUACUCCUGCUCGGUCCGUGGCGACUCCACUCCAAAGCCGAAAGGCGAACGGUGACGCAUCUCGUGGUCGAGCGUCUCUGUUAGCUGGUGGUAAUCAUGUAGACGAGUCGGACAUUGGUACUCCAGGAAGUGUCACCGCAUCAGGAAACAAGAAGGGUAAAAAAAGAAAGGCGCCGAGAGAAGAGUAGAUUAUUAUAGUAGAUGUGCAUUAGCAUGUGUCUGAAUCUAUGCAAGUUGUACAUUUUAG